AUGUAUUAUUACAAUUAAAGAAUACCGGUUCCAUUAUAGAGAAUAGAAUUCAAACAUAUACUGUCAGGAUUGAAGAAGUAAUCAUAAAGUUAAGAUGAGUUAAAUCAACAGCCUUUAGCAACUAGAAAGUAUUGAUCAAUAAGCAUAUAAGAAAAAACAUAAAAAAACCAGAAGUAAAAUUCAUAUAGGACUUAUAAAGAAAUGAGAAAAUGGAUCAGUAAGCAUUAUAAACAUCUGAUACAAUGUGGGAUGAUCGAAUUUUAUAGAAAUUAGAGAAAUUGAAGAAGCAACCUAAAGAAUUUUUCGAAAAAGUUCCAAAAGAUCCAAUAACAUUAAUGAAUUCAUCUAAAAUAAACAAAUUCUUUGAGAUAAGAAUAUUAGCAUAAACAAAGGAAGAUGCUUAAAAAGUUUCAAGAGAAUCGUAAAGAUAAUUGAAUUAAAUACAGGAGGUGGCAGUUAAAGAGUUAUUGAAUAAGUAUCCACAUUAGUUCAAUUUUACAACAUCAGCAGAUGCAAGAAAGAAAAAGGAGGUAUAAGACACAAAGGAUAAAUAUAUGAAAUUAUUUUUUGUAAGAAAUUGUUCGACAAGUAUGAGUAAAUGUAAAGGAAAUAAUAAGUAUUUACAUAAUAGUGAUGAUUCAUAAAAAUAUAUGGAGAAUGUCGAAUAAAUAUAAGAUAAAAAGAAGAACAAAAGCAAUUUAUCAUUUUGCACAUGGAGUAAGUUACAAGAAUUAGAAUGUCCAGGUUACUGUACUUUCAUAAAAUAAUUGGCAGUUAAAAAUAAGUUAUAACACAGUUGUUCUCAAUAAAAGAUAGACUCUUAUAACUUAAUAAAUGAAUAAUGAU
Paramecium sonneborni is the source of this 846-nucleotide messenger RNA. Lineage: Eukaryota; Ciliophora; Oligohymenophorea; Peniculida; Parameciidae. The record is from the annotation of a GenBank genome assembly.